Messenger RNA from Bursaphelenchus okinawaensis, 3883 nucleotides. The record is from the annotation of a GenBank genome assembly. NCBI's taxonomy places the organism in Eukaryota, Metazoa, Nematoda, Chromadorea, Rhabditida, Aphelenchoididae.
AUGCCGGGGCCGACACGAAACAGGCGUGGGCGAGAGGAGAGAUCAGAACGAGAGCGGCGUGCCCUCAGGGCGGUUGGGUGAGAAUGGCUGGCUCUUUUAUAUCUCUCAAUGUUGGGGAAUCUUUUUGCAUCUGAAUCUUUUAUUCUGCUUCUGGAUUGUUUGUUUCUUUUCUUUUUUGAUUUUUUAUUUAAAUUUCAGUGGGAACCGUUUCCUGCUUCUGCCUUCAGUGUCAUAUCUUCUCUUAGCUUUUCUUCCAACACCACUUCUCAUAUUACUUUAGAUUCAUUCUUUUAUUACUGACAAUUCAGAGUCUUGUUCAUCCAAACCCCUUCUCAGUUUCUUCUCCAGAAUCCCUUCUUUAGAAUCAGGAUGAUUCAGAAGCCGACCUCGAGGGUUUGUGUUUCAAUUGUUGUUAUUUGCUUGUUCUGUAAUGUUUCGUAGUUAUGCGGAACAUUAUUUUCUCGAGGAAAAGUAAGUUCGAGUGAUGGGAAUCCGUAUUUUAGGAUGGUCGAAGUCUCUCGAAGAUCCGAGAGUCGCACCUCCAGGGUCAGUGCUCCAGGAGAACGUGAGUUUCCUUUAUAUUAUAAUUGAUCGUGUAGUUUAUUUAUUAUUUUUUGUUGUUUUUGGUUUAUCUUUGGUCAAUUCGAAUAGUUUUUUGGAUAAAAUUUUUCGAAUAUUACACAAAGUAUUAUCACUGGUAGACUAUUUUUAAAGACCAUGAACAUUUUACGUUAUUUUUUAAAUCUUUUACAUGAAAAUGAUAAGUAACAAGGAAAGUACCCUACCUGCCCCGCUCAGAAUCAGCUCAAAAUUUUUAUAUGAAUUCUUUGUACCACCAAUAGUACCCAUAAAAAAUUUUAGCUCGCGCUCUUGAGUUUUAAAUUUAAAUUAUUUGGGUUUCCCGCCAAUUUGGCAAAUUUCGCAUUGUGUUUCAAGUACUUUUUUCGGCUUUCCAGACAAGAUACGUUUACAAAUUUAAAAAUGUAGGUUCAUUUAAAGGUUUUUCUACUAGUAUAUCAAAGAAAAAUUAUUAAAAGUCAAAAAAUGACAAAGUUACAAACUUGAAACACAAUGCCAAGUUGGCGGGAAAUUCAAAAUUUAAUUUUUGAAUCUCGAUUUUCUCGAGAUUUUCUGGAAAGCGCGAUUUAGUACUUUCCUGAAGAUUUUAUAUUUACAUGAUCUUUCUAUAUAAAAAGUUUGAAGUCAAUCAGAGCGGGGUAGGUCGGGCACUUUCCUUGUUAGAAAGGUAAACAGUAAGGUGGCACGAGUAUUAUUUUGUGAAUAUUAAGUCCCGAAUAUGACACAUGUAUAUAAUAAGAAUGCAAUCUUCGCCAUUAUAUUACAAUGACUGCUAACAGCUGCUCCAAAACACGUCCUUUCUAUUUUUAAUUGAAACUUUACUAGAAAUCAUUUGUUUUUAAGAUUUUUGAUAUAAAAAAGGAUUUCUAACUCAAUAACAACAUUUGCAAUAAUCUUUUACGCAGUCCCAAUUUUUAUUAGCUAGUUUCAUAGGUUUACAACAAGUAAUACAGAAAAUUGUAAAUUAACAUUUAAAUAAUGCGCUUAUUAAUAUAAUAUAGUAGUCAUGUUGCAGAUGCCGACGCCGUCCACAACACCUUGACAGCUCUGGAGACUGACAUCAAGAAGACGACGGAGAUCAUCAGACGGAAACAUGAAGAACAGGUACUCUUUCUAGAAUAGUUCACAGUUUAAUUAGUAUAUCAGUACGAUUACUUCCAAUACUUUUUUGUAUAUCUUCUUUCAUGUUAAUAAUGAUUGAUAACAUAACAAUUUAAGUUGAUGGAGAAGAAGACCUUCCAAAGUGAGAUGGAAGUAAAUGGUCGUAUCUCGGUAGAUCCUAAUGAUGAUUGGCUUAAACUCAGGUUAAAGUCCGUUAGCACCGACGACUUGAAGAACGAGUUGGGCAAAGUAAAGACAGAUCAACGUAAGUACCGUACACUUUAUAAGCCGGGAAACAUAAUUUUAAAUUUGAAAAUCAUUUUCACGACCUAAAUAAUGUUGAUAAGAUUUUAUACGAAAUAAGUAGCUAAAUGAUAUAAAAAUUUGGCGCUACUCUAAUGAAAUAACCCAGUAUUACUAAUGAAAGCACCCAAUUUUUAUCCUAUUUAAGGCACCCAAAAGUAUUCAAAUUUUGCAUAAUCUUGCAAUUUCAUUUUGUUUUUCCUAUUUUGAAAACGGUCAUUCAUAUUUUAUCGACUGCGUGAGGCGGUCGGGUCAGCAUGGAAUCUGACCGUGGUGAUCAUGGAUCCAUCGACUACCUGACAACCUAGGCCAAGAUCAACCACCUUCAAAGAAGUCAUCUUCUAUCGAGUUUAUGAAGACUUUUACUAUGCUAUACAGAUGGAUAACAGGUAAGAAUUUAGUAUUUACUUACGAUUUUACCACAGUAUUAAUGUUAUCUUAGUUAUAGUAGCCCAUUGUUUAGUUAUAGUAGCCUACUAUUUAGUUACAGUAGCCAACUAUCUAGUUGUAGCAGCCAAUAUCUAGUUACGGUAGCCCAUUAUUUAGUUACAGUAGCCAAUCAUCUAGUUACAGUAACCAACUAUCUAGUUAUAGUAGCCCAUUUCUUAGUUACAGUAGCCAACCAUCUAGUUACAGUAACCCAUUAUUUAGUUACAGUAGCCAAUCAUCUAGUUACAGUAACCAACUAUCUAGUUAUAGUAGCCCAUUUCUUAGUUACAGUAGCCAACCAUCUAGUUACAGUAACCCAUUAUUUAGUUACAGUAGCCAAUCAUCUAGUUACAGUAACCAACUAUCUAGUUAUAGUAGCCCAUUUCUUAGUUACAGUAGCCAACCAUCUAGUUACAGUAACCCAUUAUUUAGUUACGUAGCCAACUAUCUAGUUAUAGUGGCCAACUAUCUAGUUACAGUAGCCGUGCACCUUAUUAUAUUUUUUUCAGUUUUCGCUACAACAAUCGCCAUUCACGAAUUGGACACUUCUACACCACUCUUCGAAAGCGCUACGUUUCAUAAUGAUAAAAUUUGAAUAAAGAUUGCUGGGUGCUUUAAACCAUUAGUGGGUGCCUUUAUUAUGUUGGGUGCUUUCUCUAGUAUGGCCCCAAAAAUUUUGUUGUUUUAUAAAUUGAAACUCAAGGAUAACAUAUGUUCAGGACAGAACGCAGUAGUAGAUACCUUGGCCGCGUUGGUGUACGAUGUUAACGCUACGGCCGAAGUGCUCCGACGUGGAUCCCAGAAGCCAAAGAAAGGAAAACUGACAGAAGAAAUCGAAUACAAACUCAGGUUGACACCGGCUCCAGAUGACGACACUUUGUACCACCACGAAGACAUACCACAAGAUGAGGAACCAGAAGACGACUACAUUCUGGAGCACAGGAAGAAGGACUACGGUGUGGAGGGAAGCGAGUCUUUGACGUAAGUCUUUAUCGAUGAUGUGAUGAUGUAUUUAAAGUGUCAAAAAUGUACUAUUAGAGUGUUUCAGGAGUAGCAUGAAGCGAAGAGCACGAUCUACUACACCAAGGAAGGUGAUCAAUGUUGAUGUAAGUGUUUUGGGCAGUUGAUGCCUUGCUAUGGAAAUCUAGUUUGAAAUAUGCACUGUUAUAAUCCAAGUUACGUAGCUUCAUUUUAGGGCUACACUCCCUCAGGCCCGGCCCCAAUCUGUGCCUACUGUAGCGAAGAGAUCGAAGGCGCAAUUCUGACGGCUUUGGCUCCAAACGCUACACAAGCCCAGAAGUUCCAUCCGUUCCACUUCAUGUGUUGCUACUGCCAGAAAGCCCUGAACCUUCGAGGAACAUUCCGCGAGCACGAGAAGCGUCCCUACUGUCACGAAUGCUUCUACAAGCUCUACAACGGGCUACUGUACGAGCCAGAUGUGAAUCAGACCAAGAUCGAGAAGUUGAUUUGA